Molecule: messenger RNA, 879 nt
Organism: Capsicum annuum
Lineage: Eukaryota; Viridiplantae; Streptophyta; Magnoliopsida; Solanales; Solanaceae
Exons: 1
Coding region: 1-879 (292 amino acids)
Source: RefSeq, a predicted model, not a curated record
AUGAAGAAAAAAAAAAUUGCGACUGAUAGUGUAAAGUAUGAUCCUGAUUGUGAUACGGUUGUGUGGCAGCUGGGUAUAACUUUUACAAGUGUGAAAGAGUUUCGAGUGGCAGUGACUAAAUAUGCAAUUCAGAAAAGGGUUCAAAUUGAAAAGUAUAUAAAUGAGCCAAAUAGAGUUAGGGUGAGAUGCAGCAUGAAAAACUGCAAGUGUUUACUGUAUGCAAGUCUUGAUCCUAAGUCCAAUAACUUUGUUAUUAGGACUUAUAUUCCAGUACAUAAUUGUGAUAGAGUCACCAUAAAUUACUUAUGCAACAUAAGAUUUUUGACCAAGGCUAUAAAAGAAGAUGUAAUUGAGCAACCUAAUAUCAGAGUUUUCAAGUUGCAACAAUCAAUUAGAAAGAAGUUUAAGCUGCAUGUAAGUAAGACCACAACUAGGAGAGAAAGAGCUAGAAUUUUGAAUGAGAUUAUGGAUGAUCAUAUUCUAGAGUAUGGCAGAAUUCUUGACUAUAAGGAUGAAUUGUUAAGGUCCAAUUCGGGGAGUACUUGUGUGGUUAAACCUGGUGAAUCUAAUAAGCUUGGUAGGCCACUGUUUGAGACAUUCUACAUCUGCUUUGAAGCAGUCAAGAUGGCAUCUAGGUCAUGUAGAAAAUUUAUAGGUGUGGAUGGUUGUUUCCUAAAGGAAGUAUGCAGGGGUCAGUUACUGGUUGCUGUAGGUAAGGAUGGAAAUAACUACACGUUUCCACUUGCUUGGGCUGUAGUGGCAAAAGAGAAUAAAAAUAUAUGGAGAUGGUUUAUUUCUCUCUUGCAAGAUGACUUGGGAGUAGGAGAUGGAAGUGAUUUCACUAUUAUGUCAGACAUGCAAAAAACAUUCUUCUAUUAA